Messenger RNA from Neoarius graeffei (lesser salmon catfish), 2124 nucleotides. RefSeq names its product ras homolog family member Q (gene rhoq). Gene Ontology annotation, molecular function: GTP binding; GTPase activity. Bases 220 to 885 code for a protein of 221 amino acids. The record is from RefSeq and is a predicted model, not a curated record. Gene Ontology annotation, biological process: cortical actin cytoskeleton organization; small GTPase-mediated signal transduction. Lineage: Eukaryota; Metazoa; Chordata; Actinopteri; Siluriformes; Ariidae. The transcript is spliced from 6 exons.
ACUGAUUUUGUCUUUAGAAAGUAGGCAAAGUGGAACAAUAGAGCAGGUGUUGAGAAGCACAGGAAGGAUGGUUAUGGGGACAGAAGGGGUGUAGAGCGCACUGUGUGGGUGGGAGGAGGAGUGUGAGGUGGUGAGUCAGGCUGAAGCAGCAGCAGCUCUUUAACAGCUAGAGGAAGCUGAUCAGGAGCUGAUGAUGAUGAUGAUGAUGUGCUGUGUGUCAUGGCCAAUGGGACCAGUGCGAUCAUGUUGAAAUGUGUGGUGGUCGGUGACGGUGCCGUCGGUAAAACUUGCCUCUUGAUGAGCUAUGCCAAUGAUGCAUUUCCUGAGGAAUAUGUGCCCACUGUGUUUGAUCAUUAUGCAGUGAGCGUGACAGUUGGGGGAAAGCAGUACCUCCUUGGGCUGUAUGACACUGCUGGUCAGGAGGACUAUGAUCGCCUCCGUCCCUUGUCUUACCCCAUGACGGAUGUCUUCCUGAUUUGCUUCUCCGUGGUGAAUCCGGCCAGUUUCCAGAACGUGAGGGAGGAGUGGGUCCCUGAGCUGCAGGAAUAUGCACCCAACGUCCCCUACUUGCUCAUUGGCACUCAGAUUGAUCUGAGAGAUGACCCCAAAACCAUCACAAAGUUGAAUGAUGUGAAGGAGAAGCCCAUAGUGACAGAACAGGGGCAGAAGUUGGCAAAAGAGAUUGGUGCCUGCUGUUAUGUGGAGUGCUCAGCCCUGACACAGAAAGGCCUGAAGACGGUGUUUGACGAGGCCAUUAUCGCCAUUCUGGCUCCCAAGAAAGGUGUACUAAAGCGACGUCUCGGCCCACGGUGCAUCAACUGCUGCCUUAUCACUUUCGCUUCUGCAGGCAUGUGUGGUCUGGCGAGAAAAUCUAGAGGAAGAUAAAGAGCACAACCAAACACCCCAGACAUUUACAGAAACAAGACUUUUUGUCGAAAAAGGGAACCUGCGUCGUGGCGACAUGGGAUUGCAAAACGAAUGCCUUUUACAAAACACUUCUCUUUCCAGUCUGGGUUUUUACAUUCUUUAUUUCCAAGAAAGACGAGACUGAAAUGAUCAAGUAUAUAUAUGUAUAAAGCCACUGCAACUAUUGAAGGGACAAAUAAUUUAAAACCUGAGGGGAAAAUAUACUUUAUUGCUGCAUUUGACCUCCGAGGACAUGACUUAACAGAGCUGGUGCAAGCAUGAGGAAGUUGCAGGGUGAUGAUUUAUAACGCAGCCCUUGGACGCUGAUCCAGAACAUGGCCUGUGCCUGUAAGUUCCUGUCCUUCACUUGAGUUUGUAGGUGAGUUGCUUGCGAUGCCAGCGGAUCCAGAUCGGAGCAACUAGCAGUCCUGCCAGAAAUCCUCCUGUCGCCCCGAGGGAACAGGAAAUGGGCCACACCUAGAGGGAGGAGCCACAGAAAAGCUGGAAUCAGCAACAACCAAUCAGCUCUGUAACUGCACAGCUCACCGGCUGCAACCAACAAGAUCACUGUGGUGUUUUAAUGGUCAACUUUCAUACUCAAAGCUUUAAACUGUUUGUUUUUCCUUUUUUUUUUUAAAAAAAAAAAUGCACAUAGCUUUUGAUUGUGUGUUUUUGAGGCCUCAGCUCUGAUUUAUUUUGCAUUUUCAAAUUCUAUCGAGUACCGAACUUAAGCAUCAAUAGCUAUUUUAAAUGGAUUUUAUUGCACAGUAAAUGCAAGCAGUGAUUUGCGUGUUUUUUGCAGCUUCCAAUAUUAAGAGUUUUUAAAAGAAAUGAACAAAGCUUUAUGAAUAUUGUGGAUUAAAUACCUAGUGAGUUGCAAGUGGGGAAACUCCAUGAAGUCGAUUUUAAAUGGUGCAAAUUAUUUUCUUAACGUAAAAAGGCUCCAACUCAGUGAACAGUGAUUAAUACUUUAUGUACAUUUUAUCUCUAACUGAUGUUUGCUCAACAUAAAGUUGUGUUUUGUUUUCAUAAAAGCUGUCUCUGUUUAAUCUUAUUGCCUGCUUUUUUUCUGAUCGGAAUGUAUAAAAAAAAAAAAUGUUGUGCUGAAGUGAAAUUUGAUCUAAUCCUUGCUCAUGUUGGUUACUUGACUUGAUUUCGGUGAGAUUUUACGAAAUGACUAAAUCUGUUAUGGUCUGAGUAUUAAAUUGUUGUCAUGAA